GACAGACAAGCAAAGUAUACUUUUUGGUGCAACACAAGCAAAGUAUAGUUGAGAGCUUGAACAGAACCUUCAGGCUUUGGAGGUUGUGUUUGGAAAAUUAGGCGAGAUGAGGGAUGAUGUGAAAAGGGAGGUUCAUCAAGGAAAUGGUUGCAAGUUAGUGUUCACUGCUUGUUUCUUUGAUGUGUAUCGCAAAACGAAGGCUCAGAAGGAUAUUAAAGAGAAUUGUUUAAAACCAGAAGAAUCAAGGGAACGGUUUCAGGGAGUGGUUGGUGAAGAAACUCUGGGUGAUCAUCCAAAUAUUACUAGACUAGCAGAGAGAGUGGUUGAAGAGUGCGGUUUGCCUCUUGCUCUUAUUACAAUGGGACGAUCUUCCGAGAAGAAACCUGAAGAAUGGGAACAUGCAGUUGGAGUUUUGAGAGAAUCGGCAGGUGGUUCUACUUUUACAGGCAUUGGAUUGGACAAAGAGAUGUAUGAUGUUUCGAAGUUCAGUUACGAUAAUCUGCCUGAAUCCACAUUCAAGUCCUGCUUAUUAUACCGUAAGCCUACUUUAACAAAAAUGAGCUCAUUGAUCACUGUAUUGGUUAGGGGCUUGUCACUUGUAGAUGAAUGUGAUAGCAUUAGGGGUCGAAUUUACGGUUACGUUAUUAUUGGUUUUCCUCUUGAUGCAUGUUUAUUAGAACAGGCUGACUUCUCUGGAAAUGUGAAAAUGCAUGAUGCAUAGCCCGGAAGGAAUUUCCAGGGUUAGGCUGAAAACU
Rubroshorea leprosula is the source of this 755-nucleotide messenger RNA. NCBI's taxonomy places the organism in Eukaryota, Viridiplantae, Streptophyta, Magnoliopsida, Malvales, Dipterocarpaceae. The record is from the annotation of a GenBank genome assembly.